This is a messenger RNA of Drosophila busckii, 1088 nucleotides long. Its product is annotated as protein crossbronx-like. Lineage: Eukaryota; Metazoa; Arthropoda; Insecta; Diptera; Drosophilidae. Bases 179 to 949 code for a protein of 256 amino acids. The transcript has 3 exons. The record is from RefSeq and is a predicted model, not a curated record.
UGCUUUGGCAACUGCUGUCAACUAUGUUUGAAUUAAUUCCUUAAGCAGUUUACAAAUAGUUACAGCUCAAACCAAUACACACACACACACGCACAACUCAACAGCACACUCCGCAAAGUUCCAUCAAAUCUUGUCAAAAUUUUACAUUAGCAGCUAAAAUUUUGUCCUUGCAGUUGCCAUGUGUCUGGAGACCACAUCAACCAACAACAAGACAAUAGCUCUGAUCAGACAGGGCUAUAGGGUGUUCGCUGAGUACCAGCUGAUCGAGCAGGAGCAGCUGCGUGGCAUCUAUGCGAUACCCAGCUAUUUUAGCGGCUUGCUUUGGUUCGGUGUGAUCUUCAUACACAGCGGUCUGUAUGCGGAGAGCGCGUUUCGCUUCUCCAUUCUGCUGCCAGAGAAUUUUCCCAACGAUCUGACGCUGCCCACCGUCAUAUUCCAAAAGGAUAUCUAUCAUCCGCACAUCUGCCCGCUGUCGCAUAGUCUGGAUCUGACGCCGCUUUUCAGCGCAUGGCGCAAGGAUGAGCAUCACAUUUGGCACAUACUCAAGUAUAUACAAGCUAUAUUCGCUGAUCCCGAGGGCAGCGUGUGCACGCGCCAAACAAACGAUGGCCAGACCAUAGCGCUAAGCGAGGUCAACAAUAUGGAGGCCUUGCUCUUGCUUAGCAAGAGCCGUGUGGACUACUCCAAGCGCGUCAAGAAAUCCAUUGCCUGGAGCUGCAAGCACAUGUUCGAUACGCCGCCCAUUAAAGAUCCACACUAUAUAGUCUUCGAGCGCUAUACGCCCGAUCGCCAUCAGCCAGUGAUACAGCGCCUCAAGUCCCAGAGUUGGUAUCAGCUGCGCAGCCAGUCAGCUGCGUCGCCUUCAGUGUGUGUGGCACGCAUAGAGUCGACACGAGAGUUGCUGCUGGAAGAGCAGCAAACAAAUGUGGCUGACAGCAGUUUGAAUUAGCGAGUGCGGCUUGGCUGUAGUUGUGGCGUCAAUGUUUUGUGGAGUUGCUGGAACUGUAGGAAACUAAAUUAUGCGACGUUUUAAAUUGUUAAUAGAAAAUGAGUAAUAACUAAUUGGAAAUAUAAACGUAUUAACAGAA